AUGCUCAAGGCGGAUGAAGCCUUCGACAUACCGAACCACCUCACGCAGGUAUGGAAGGACAUGCGGGUGAACACCUGGGUUCAGAACAUGGCAGGCACUGAGAUCGUUGUUACCUGUGAGCCAGAGAAUGUCAAAGCCCUCCUCGCCACACAGUUCAACGAUUUUGAAUUACCAGAGCAGAGACGACUGAUUUUCUGGGGCAUCUUCGGUGCUGGUAUCUUCACGGAUAAUGGCAAACGCUGGGAGCACUCGAGAGCACUUCUGCGACCACAAUUCGCACGGGACAACAUUGCCGAUCUUGCUGCUCAAGAAGUACACGUACAGAACAUCAUGCGGUUCCUCGAACCUGGCUCUGAUGGGUGGACGCAACAGACUGACCUGUCUCCUAUCUUCUUCAGACUCACACUCGACUCGGCUACCGAAUUCCUGUUUGGCCAGAGCGUCGGCUCGCAACUCGCUGCCCUGCCCGGAUCUGAGAAAGCCUCUAAUGGUGCUGAUCUGGACUGGGUCAAGUUCGGCGCCGCCUUCACGACAGGUAUGAAGGCCAUGGCCACCAAGUUCCGCCUACAAGACUGGCACUGGCUGUACACCACAUCCGAGUAUCGCGAGUCCAUCAAAGAGAUCCACCGCUUCGCCGAUCACUGGGUCAGUCGCGCCUUGGAGUCAUACCAACGCGGUGAGAAAGACGUCGAAGACGGAUCCCGCAAGUACGUCUUCGCCGAAGAGCUCGCUCAGGCAACACAGGAUCCAAUCGAGCUGCGCAACCAACUUCUACACAUCUUGCUGGCUGGUCGCGAUACAACUUCCGGCAUGCUAGGCUGGCUUUUCUACGAGCUCGCCUUGCACCCAGACAUCUACGAGAAACUCCGCAAAGCCGUGAUCGAGGACUUUGGUACAUACCAGAAUCCGAAGAAGAUGGACUUUGCGUCCCUUAAGGCAUGCACUUACCUACAAAGAGUCAUGACUGAGACGCUGCGGCUGUUUCCUAUCGUCCCCUUCAAUUCUCGCAUGGCAACUCAAGACACCACCCUCCCUGUCGGUGGUGGUCCUGAUCAGAAGUCGCCUGUGUUCAUUCCCAAGGGGAUGGAAGUCAACUAUGCGGUCCAUAUGAUGCACCAGCGCGAAGAUCUCUACGGUCCUGACGCCGUCGAGUUCAAGCCCGAUCGAUGGGACAGUCGGAAGUCGGGGUGGGAGUAUCUGCCCUUCAACGGUGGUCCCCGCAUCUGUCUCGGCCAGCAAUACGCACUCACGACAGCGGGCUACACGAUUUGUCGAAUAGUCCAGCGUUUCGAUAAGAUUGCCGAUCUCCAAGACCAUGGGCCUGUGCUGAAGCACUACUAUGACGUUACGACUAGUCCGUUGACUGCGAAGAUGAAGUUCCAUGUUGCUGAGUGA
Cyphellophora attinorum is the source of this 1395-nucleotide messenger RNA. Its product is annotated as Cytochrome 52A12. The transcript is spliced from 3 exons. Gene Ontology annotation, molecular function: heme binding; oxidoreductase activity, acting on paired donors, with incorporation or reduction of molecular oxygen, reduced flavin or flavoprotein as one donor, and incorporation of one atom of oxygen; iron ion binding. The coding region runs from base 1 to 1395 and encodes 464 amino acids. Lineage: Eukaryota; Fungi; Ascomycota; Eurotiomycetes; Chaetothyriales; Cyphellophoraceae. The record is from RefSeq and is a predicted model, not a curated record.